Lecanosticta acicola is the source of this 1435-nucleotide messenger RNA. The record is from the annotation of a GenBank genome assembly. NCBI's taxonomy places the organism in Eukaryota, Fungi, Ascomycota, Dothideomycetes, Mycosphaerellales, Mycosphaerellaceae.
AUGAAGGGCUUCCUUUCUCUCCUUGCCUUGCCAGCUCUGGCUACUGCUUUCCCUAGCCUUAAAGAAGCCGGCAAUGAGAAGAGACUACUCCGCCAAGUAGGUAAUCUGGCCAACGACGUUCAAGGCCUGCUUGGCUCUAUCGCAACCUCCGUCGACCCAGAAAACCGUCGACCUGAGCCCGGAUACCACUUUCGAGAGCCCCGUCCAAACGACUCAAGAGGGUGAGCAUAGCAACAACAAACCUUACUCGUAAAGCAACACACUGACAAGCAUUGCCAGUGCUUGCCCAGGAUUAAACUUGCUCGCCAACUACGGCUAUCUGCCUCGCGAUGGUUACGUCAAUUUCGGCCAGGUCGUCGAAGCCGUUGCCCGUGGAUUCAACAUGGGUGCUGACCUGGCUGUCGUCCUGUGCGUCUUCGCCGUUCUCACCGACGGAGACAUCGAGAACGAGUCCUGGUAUCUCGGCUCCGGCCCGGGCAGGAUUGGUGGUUUGAAUCGUCACUCCACCGUCGAAGCCGACAUCUCUCCAAACAAGGAGGACUACUACAACGGAUGCGGAGACAAUCACCACAUCUCCUCGCGUAUGUUCAGGCAGAACGUCGAGUAUGUCAUGCAGGACCGCAACAAGGAGUUCAGCUACGAUGUCAUGGCCAGGCAGUAAGUCCCGUCCUCUGUCCAUCUACACGACGAAUUCGGGCUAAUGAGGUCAAACAGCUACGGCGAGAACAGCCGCUUCUCCCAACAGUACAACCCAUACCUCUACUACUUCCCAUUCCCUUCCAUCGUCAGUGUUGUCGCCUUCAACUUCUACCCCGAGUACUUCUCGAACGGAAGCCACGGCGCUGGUGGUGUGGCCAACUACGAGUCCAUCUCCAGCAUUGUCGGCGCGAGGUUCGACGAGGAGACCGGCAACUUCCAAUACGUCCCUGAGCGCUGGCCCGAGAACUGGUACCGACGCGCCCGCCCAUACGGCGCUGUCGAGGCUCUCACUGACGGAUUCACUCGUAUCUACCCAGCGGUAAGUGUCUCGACAAUUACAAUUACUUCGAUCUGGUAGCUUAUCAUCUCAUAGAACCCCGUCGGCAUGCCAAUUGGUCAAUUCGGCACUCCCAACUUCAACGCCCGCACAAUUCUCUGCGACGUCUACCAAGGUCUCAAUUCUCCCAUGCCCCUGUUCCUCGCUGGAGAGAGUGAGGCUACAGAAGCCCAGAUCAGCUGGGCCCUUGGCAAGCUAGCAGGCGUUGGACUCAGCGAGACUGUCCUCGGCUGUCCUAGGCGCACCCUCUCUGCCAACUACCUCUACCCCAACGCUAGCACGGCCGGGGGCCCUCUCGGCCCACCACCGGCCGAGGCCUUCAACGCUGGUAACAACAUUUACUACAGGUCCUACUUCUGCGAGGCGCCUACUAGACCUCAGUGUGAUCACGUUUGCUAG